Molecule: messenger RNA, 1488 nt
Organism: Varanus komodoensis (Komodo dragon)
Lineage: Eukaryota; Metazoa; Chordata; Lepidosauria; Squamata; Varanidae
Product: crustapain-like
Biological process (GO): immune response
Cellular component (GO): lysosome
Molecular function (GO): cysteine-type endopeptidase activity
Source: RefSeq, a predicted model, not a curated record
AUGGUGGCGUCUCUCCGAUGGAUGCUGAUCUUUUCCAUGUGGCACCGGUCCAACGCAUCAGAAUCGGAUACAUUGUCAAAGCUGCCUGAAUUUGGAGAGGUUUAUCAUGUCUCAGGGACCAUCAAGCUACCCUUUGCUGAGAUUGAAGAGCCCUUUGAAGCUUGGUACAACCCAACUGCACGGAAGAGCCGCAUUCAGUACUAUCACGGGCGUGUGAUCACCUACCAGAUGGAGACAGAGGUAUGGGGUGCCAACUGCAAAAUCACCCCAGAGACCACAGAAAUAGAGACUAAUGUCCGGAAAUGCUUCCAGAUAAAUGGGGCUGCAGAACACCCAGCUGUAGCUCAGAGUGCCUUCCCCAAGAUGGAUGGAUUUAAGGUGAUACGCCAGGAACACUACGAAGGGCUUCCCCGCAGCGUGUGGCAGAACGUGUCCUACUGGGGCACAAAGAAGAACGUCUACACUGUGACCACUUCGGGAGAGCACCAGGUCCCUGUGCACUCUCGGAUGAGGGGUUUCAGCAACCUUAUGGGUUCUCAUCACGGCAAAUGCAAUAUCGACUAUCAAAAUUUCUCCCGCAACUUCUCACCAAGAUUCUUGGAGCUGCCAAAGGGCAUGGGCUGCCAGUGGCCUCCGGGGCAGGAAGGUGAGCAUCACAUCCUGGCCAACCCCAUGCAUGAUUUUGUCUCAAGGAAAAUGGACAGGGGGUACCAGCUCUUUCGUCACUACAGGAGGAAGCACAAGAAGGAGCACAGCACAGAGGAGGAACCGGAGCAGAGGGCCCACACCUUCGUUCGCAAGAUGAGGUUUGUCUGCUCCAAGAAUCGAGCCAGCCUGGCGGAUCGCAGUCCAGAGGAAAUGUCUGCAAUGAGAGGCUCCCUGCCAGAUCAAGUCCAGUGCGGGGGGGGGGGGGGAUCAUUCUGCCUGAGAGCAUCAACUGGAGGCUGCAUGACUAAAUGGCUGGCACCUCUGUCUCAGCAAGCCUUGACUGAAUGCUCCUGGGGCUUUGGGAACGUGGGCGGUGAGGGGGGCAUCGCAUGGCGCGCCUUCGAAUGGGCCAAGGAGCACGGUGGCAGACCAACCGACGAGUCCCACGCACCCUACCGUGGCCAGAAUGGAUAUUGCCAUUACACGCAAUCAGAGUUCCUCGGAAACGUGCCAAGAUACAUCAAUGUCCCGUACGGAGACAUCGCUGCCUUGAAACAGGCCGCCUUCAAGCAUGGACCCGUGGCUGCGAGCAUCAAUGCCUCCUCAAGGUCAUUCACAUUCUAUGCCAAUGGUGUCUUCUAUGACCCAGAAUGUGGAAAUAGUACUCUCUUGAACCAGGGAGUGCUGGUUGUGGGCUAUAGUGUCCUGCAAGGUGAAACUUACUGGCUGAUCAAAAACUCCUGGUCCACCUACUGGGGCAACGAUGGCUACAUUCCCCUUUCAAUGAAGGACAAUAACUGUGGGGUCGCCAGUGCUGCCAUAUACCCUGUUUUAAAGUAA